AUGAUGGCACUGAUUGACCUGCGGAGUGAUACCGUUACCCACCCCACCGAUGAGAUGCGCCGUGCAAUGGCCGCCGCCGAGGUUGGCGAUGAUGUGUUUGGCGAAGACCCGACCAUUAAUGCCCUGCAGGAGCGCGCUGCCGGCCUGAUGGGUCAGGAGGCGGGUUUGCUGACGGCAAGCGGGACGAUGAGCAAUCUGAUCGCAGCGCUGGCAUGGUGCAGCCGUGGCGACGAGAUGAUCAUGGGGCAGGAAGCCCACAUGUUCUGGAAUGAAUCGGCGGGUCCGACCGCGCUGGCGGGAGCGCAAAUCCGGCUGGUGCCCAACGACGUCAACGGUCGUAUUUCGGCGCAGGACGUGGCCGCUGCCGUCCGGGACAGUUCCAACAUUCACGUGCCGGCGACCACGCUGGUCUGCCUGGAAAAUACCCACAACCGCUGCAGCGGCGGGGUGAUGACGCCCCAAGAUACCAGGGAGGUGGUGGACGUUGCCCACGCCGCCGGCGCUGCGGUGCAUCUGGACGGGGCGCGAAUAUUCAACGCGGCGGUGGCGCUGGAGGUGCCGGCCUCGGAGCUGACCAAAGACGUUGACGACGUGAGUUUCUGCUUGUCCAAGGCCCUUUCCUGUCCGGUGGGCUCGGUGCUGUGCGGCUCUGAGGAGUUUAUCGGCAAGGCCCGCAAAUGGCGGAAGAUGGUUGGCGGCGGAAUGCGUCAGGCCGGGGUGUUGGCCGCGGCGGGUUUGGUAGCGCUGGAUUCGAUGGUCGAACGGCUGGCCGACGAUCAUGCCAACGCCCGCCGGCUGGCGGCUGGCCUGGCGAACAUUGAUGGGCUGACCGUAGAUGAAGAUGGCAUCCAGACCAACAUCGUGAUAUUUGAGGUCGACCGGGAGAAGGUGGGCGAUGCCAGGGAGGUUAUCGCUGCGCUGCGUGAAGACGGCGUAUUGGUGAGUCACAGCCGCGACCAGGCCUUGCGCAUGGUCACCCACCGUCACAUCACGGCGGGCGAUGUUGACGAGGCGCUUUCCCGCGUCAAUGGCACCGUGCGGCGGAUGGCCGGAGCCGCAUAG
Messenger RNA from Geodia barretti, 1062 nucleotides. The record is from the annotation of a GenBank genome assembly. Lineage: Eukaryota; Metazoa; Porifera; Demospongiae; Tetractinellida; Geodiidae.